Molecule: messenger RNA, 1866 nt
Organism: Lates calcarifer (barramundi perch)
Lineage: Eukaryota; Metazoa; Chordata; Actinopteri; Centropomidae
Gene: inka1b
Product: inka box actin regulator 1b
Exons: 2
Coding region: 848-1735 (295 amino acids)
Cellular component (GO): nucleus
Molecular function (GO): protein serine/threonine kinase inhibitor activity; protein kinase binding
Source: RefSeq, a predicted model, not a curated record
CUGCCUCUCUCAGAGGCACCUAAGUGUGUUUUUUUUUGUUUGUUUUUUUUUGCACAAACCAGUACACAUUUUUGUACUGAUUCUUAAAGUUUUUCUCUUUAAAGACUAUUUGAAAGGUUUUUUUUAUAAUGUGUUGCCACCCUCCUCCCCCUCCAAGUCACAGUUAAUUCAAACCCAACUGUGCUUGAUAAACGUAUACAACUGUGUGAAUCAGCUUCUCCCCUGUUGUGUGAAAGCAGCCAAGGAGAACAGGGCAUUUUAAAAAGUGGCAGACUGACCGCAGAGUCCCACUGAGGAUGUCUCUGUGCGUCAGAUAAGUCUCCCCCAGGGGCCAAAUGGUUCAGCACCCACAGCUGUGAUAACAUCAUGGCAUUGUGGUGUCCUUACUACUCCAAGCCAAACUCUGGCAGGGCAGGGAGGCUCAACAAACUUAGUGUUAUAAUAGCUUGUACAAACUUAGAAAAGUAAAUCCUCUGAUUACACUUUCACUAGUUUCGCUUGAUCUGAAGACUGGAAUAUGAUUCAUAAUUGAUACAUGAUCAUUGUGUAAUUCCAAAAUGUUGCUGUCAUUUCCUGCUUUAUAAUCCCAACCAGUCAACAUCCUGUGAGUUAGGGGAAUCCAGAGAGGAUAUGGGAGCCUCCGCACUCCUCCAUGAUUCAGCUCCACUUUGUUCAAACUUCCCCUCUCGCUUUAGGAGGCAGGGAGCGUUUUCCAAGUAUAAAAUGUGCAUCCUGUUCUCAGAGCCACAACUUUUUCAUUUUCUGGGAUCAUACAGCAAUGGGAUGGUCUCCAUAAAGCUGCUCUGAGCUGUGUUUAAGAGACUCCACUGACUGCCUCCGGGACCAAAUGCAGUACAUGAUGAGAUCCCUGCAGGACUUGAAGCAGAUCGGCAGGCCGAGGCCGCUGAGUGAGCCAUGUGUUCGGUCCUUUGCCGCAACGCGGGCUUGUAAACAGAGGGCACAGCAGGAGCGGCUCACUCGACUACGUGUCUCUGACGCCAGUGAAGCCAGCACGUAUGACUCUGCCUGCUGCCUGGCCAGCCCCUUGGAAGAGGAGGAAGAGCAGGAGAAUGAUCGACUGGCACAGGGCUCCCCCAGCAGUGAAAAGAGUGUGGACUUUGACUCAGGCUACUCUGAGGCUUCUUGGCAAGAUGAAGGUGUGGUGCUGAGGAGGACCAGAAACGUGCGAGUCUCCUCCUCUGCGUGCCUCCGCACAAACAGGGGACCCUCUUCCCGUAUCCGUCCCAAAUCAACCUCUGACGCUUGCCUGGAGCGCUGGACCUCAUUUGAGGCCAGCGACCCGGAGGACUGGACCACAUCGCUGCUGAGCCGCAGCAGGAACAGACAGCCCCUCGUACUGGGGGACAACAGCUUUGCUGACCUUAUAAAGAACUGGAUGGACCUACCAGAGUGUCCAGAACCAGCACAACUGAAGCCCAGUGCCGGCAGGCGCCUCGCCAAAGACAUUUUGGUCAACAUGCGCAAGAGACUGGCAGGAAUGUCUAAGAGUGUGGAGGUCAGGCCAAGGCCAGCAGACUCCACAAGGGUCAGCAGGGAUGCACAGGCUCCCAAACGGAUGUCCUGCCCUGUGGGACUCCAGGCUCUCAAACCUUUCUUUCACCAGUCUCACACAGGACUGCAUCAACUGGACACUGACUUUUACCAGUUCACCGCACUCAUGAAAACCGGCAGCCGACAGCCCAUCAUAUGCAAUGACAUCAUUGGAUACAUUUGAGUGAGGCUAUAACUACGGACUGACCCUUUAACAGACAUUAAAAUAAUAUUAAUAAUAUUGUUCUAUUUUCGUAAUUGGAUUUUGUCCAUAAUGUUGAUACAUCUGGAAUAAAUGUCUUUUUGUGUAUUUAA